Molecule: messenger RNA, 2278 nt
Organism: Kogia breviceps (pygmy sperm whale)
Lineage: Eukaryota; Metazoa; Chordata; Mammalia; Artiodactyla; Physeteridae
Source: RefSeq, a predicted model, not a curated record
UGGUUGGAUCCUUGCUCUCCAGCAUCCCAAGUUUUCUAUCCUCAUAUGCUGAGGGGACAGAGAACAGGCUGCUUCAUCUUGACCAGGGCCCAGGGCCCCCGUUUCGCCUGGGCUUAAGCCCCAGAGCAGUGACCUGGGCAUCCCUGUCUGCAGAAGAUGAGGUGGACGUGCUGAAUGAGGCGCACGGCUCAGAAGAAAGUGUCUCCGUUCCUUCCUGCUAUGGUGGCAUAGGUGCCCCUGUGAGUAGGCAAGGUAGGGAGGGGUUGAGGUGGAAAAGGAGACCGGAAGAGCCCGGCCCCACAGCCAUUCGGUCACAAAGCCAGGACCUCCAUCACCCCAGGGGGGACACUUUCAACAGCAACCACUGGCAACUGACUGUUCCCCAGGUCUCUCUGCCUCUCCCCCGCCACCACCCCUCAGCCCACUCUCAGCCAGGGGCUGCCCCUGCCAAGCUCACAGUCAAGGGCUUGCCUGUCCGGUCUCACUUCUCUGCGGGGAAACAUUGCACACAGUUCCCCGCUCCCUCUUCCAGAGCACCCCGGGCUCUUGGCCUCCAUAGCUCGGCCUCCCUGCCGUCCUCCUGCCUCCUAGGCGCUUCCCUCGGCGCCCUGCCAGCUCCAGCUGUUCCGUGCAAUGUUCCUCUGCCACUCUGCCUCACACACGUGCUGUCAUCCGUGUGCUGACAGUUCCCCAGUGUCUAUGUAUCAGUUAAGAAGCUUUCGACUCAAGUCAACGAAAACCCUGAUCCAGCCAAGGAACAUCAGGGAGCUUUAUUAUCCCACAUACCAAGAAGUCCUAGGGAGACGGCUCAGACAUUGUCAGAAGUUCCGCUUUCUCCGCCUUUCCACCGAACCAUCCUUGGGCCUAUCAGCUCCACGUGUGUCUGUGUACCACGGCUCGGAGUUGAUGGCCACCAUGGCGAGGAGAGUGCGGGAUCUGGAGCGGCAGGUGAAGGCCCAGGCGGAUGAGAUGCUCUCCAAGGAUCGGAAGAUACGGGCCUUGGAGGAGCUGGUGGAGACCCUCCAGGAGCACCAGGGCACGGUGACCCUUCAGCGGCAGGAGGAGCUGGAGACCAUGUGCGCACAACUGCAGCGGCAGGUCGGGGAGAUGGAGCGGUUCCUCGGUGACUACGGCCUGCAGUGGGUGGGCGAGCCCAUGCAUGAGGAGGACUCGGAGGAUGGCGAGAGGGACUGGAUGACAGCCAAGAAGUUCUGGAAGCCAGGGGACUCACUGGUACCCCCCGAGGUGGACUUUGACAGGCUGCUGGCCAGCCUGAAGGAUCUCAGUGAGCUGGCGGUAGACAGUGACACCCAGCUGACACCAGUGCCCAGCAGAGUGCCACACUGUGUCCUUGAGCCCAUCCCACUGAAGCUCUACCGGAAUGGCAUCGUGAUGUUCGAUGGGCCCUUCCGGCCCUUCCAUGAUCCUUGCACACGGCGCUGCCUCCGAGACAUAUUGGAUGGCUUCUUCCCGUCAGAGCUCCAGCGGCUGUACCCUGACGGGGUCCCCUUUAAGGUGAGUGACCUGCGCAAUCAGGUCUACCCAGAGAAUGGGCUGGACCUGUUCCCAGGCGAGGGCCGAGUGGUAGGCUGGCAGAGGGUUCGAAAGCCCUUGGACAGGAUGGAGCACCCAGGCUCCAGGAUGACCGCCGAGAAGUUUCUGAACAGGCUGCCCAAAUUUGUGAUCCGACAAGGCGAGGUGAUUGACAUCCGAGGCCCCAUCCGGGACACCCUGAAGAACUGCUGCCUAUUGCGUGCCCAGAUCCAGGAGAUCGUGGUGGAGACGCCUGCCUUGGCUGCUGAGCGUGAGAGGAGCCAGGAGUCUCCGGAGUCACCCACGCCCGCGCUCUCCACGCUGCGCAUCAAGUCUGAAAAUGGCGAGCAGGCCUUCCUGCUGACGAUGCGGCCAGAGGACACAGUUGGUGAUGUGCGCACUCUGCUUGCACAGGCCAGGUGGGCACGGGUCUCAGCUGGCAGCCGCAGCGGGGCUCUGGCCCCACUUCCUAGCCUGAUUCGUUCUUCCCUGUCCCCAGGGCCGUGGAGGCCACCACCUUUGAGAUCUGCAGUACGUUCCCGCCCACAGUCUACCACAAUGAUGCUCUCACGCUGCAGGCCGCGGGCCUGGUGCCCAACGCCACGCUGCUGCUUCGGGUGCGCCGGGCUCUGCCGCCCGCCCCCGGCCCCGAAUAAAGCGCCCACCCCGACACCGGCUGCUCUGCGAGGCUCUCUUGGCAGGGCAGCCCAGCAGCACUAGCUCCGCCGAGGAGGGGCGGCGCCGA